AUGCAGAGAAGCAACUUCUCAGUGGUGACUGAAUUCAUACUGGUGGGUUUCUCCACCUUCCCCCACCUUCAGCUGAUGUUCUUCCUGCUGUUCCUGCUGAUGUACCUGUUCACGCUGCUGGGAAACCUGCUCAUCAUGGCCACUGUCUGGAGUGAGCGCAGCCUGCACACACCCAUGUACCUCUUCCUGUGUGCCCUGUCCAUCUCCGAGAUCCUCUACACCUUGGCCAUCACCCCGCGCCUACUGGCUGACCUGCUCUCCACCUACCAUGCCAUUGUCUUUGCGGCCUGUGCCAGUCAGAUGUUCUUCUCCUUCAUGUUUGGCUUCACCCACUCCUUCCUUCUCACCGUCAUGGGCUACGACCGCUAUGUGGCCAUCUGCCACCCCUUGCGCUACAAUGUGCUCAUGAGCCCCCGUGGCUGCUCCUGCCUGGUGGCCUGGUCCUGGGUUGGUGGCUCUGUCAUGGGGAUGGUGGUAACCAUGGCCGUUUUCCGCCUAACCUUCUGUGGACCCAAUGAGAUUCACCAUUUUGCUUGCCAUGUGCCACCACUGUUGAAGCUGGCCUGUGGAACUGAUGUACCAAUAGUGGCCUUGGGUGUGGGCCUGGUGUGCAUCACUGCCCUGCUGGGUUGCUUUCUCCUCAUCCUCCUCUCUUAUGCCUUCAUCGUGGCUGCCAUCUUGAAAAUCCCUUCUGCAGAGGGCCGGCACAAGGCUUUCUCCACCUGUGCGUCCCACCUAACUGUGGUGGUCGUGCACUAUGGAUUUGCUUCUGUCAUCUACCUCAAGCCCAAGGCUCCUCAGUCUCUGGAAGGGGACACUCUGAUGGGCAUCACCUACACGGUCCUCACACCCUUCCUCAGUCCUAUUAUCUUUAGUCUCAGGAACAAGGAGCUGAAGACUGCCAUGAAGAAGACCUUCCUCAGCAAACUCUACCCAGAAAAAAUAUGA
Mustela erminea (ermine) is the source of this 948-nucleotide messenger RNA. RefSeq names its product olfactory receptor 10H1. Gene Ontology annotation, molecular function: olfactory receptor activity; G protein-coupled receptor activity. The transcript has a single exon. Gene Ontology annotation, biological process: G protein-coupled receptor signaling pathway. Bases 1 to 948 code for a protein of 315 amino acids. The record is from RefSeq and is a predicted model, not a curated record. NCBI's taxonomy places the organism in Eukaryota, Metazoa, Chordata, Mammalia, Carnivora, Mustelidae. Gene Ontology annotation, cellular component: membrane.